Ostertagia ostertagi is the source of this 1062-nucleotide messenger RNA. The record is from the annotation of a GenBank genome assembly. Lineage: Eukaryota; Metazoa; Nematoda; Chromadorea; Rhabditida; Trichostrongylidae.
AUGCUCAACUACAUUCAGCCUUAUCAGAUCGGAAUUGAACUAAAUAUUCUUGUCUUGAUGCUACUAUUCUCAACGAGCGAAAAUACAUUAAUUUCUUUCAAAUUGCAGUUGGAGAUCCAAAUCAACGAGGUGGCUGAGAGUAAAGCAGAAACGGAGAGAGUGGAGCGAAAACUUGAGGCAGAACGAGAACGACACAAAUCUAUGGUAUUGUUCCUCAUCAAUGAGCGCAAACAGAUGUUAGUGAAGAUGCACGAAUUACGGGUUAAAUCUGAAUCAAAUGCUCUAAUGACGCCGGGUGAUCAAGCGUUGCUAGAGGAACUCAAGAAGGAAGUCGGCUUUUUACGAGAGGAACGCGAUUCGCUGAAAAAUGCAAAUAAGUCUCUAAAGGCCGAAAAUCUAAGCCUGAAGGAGGUUGUGAAGGGCCAAGAGGCGGACUUAUUGAUGCUGCGUAAGAACCUGAUCUCAUCAACGAAGCUGACGUUUGACAAGCCUGCAACACAUCUCCCACAGUUGACCGACACUGGAGGAUCGUUGGUGGUAGCUAAUCGGAUGGCGACGUCCGCCGGAUCGUCCAUUGGUGGAUCAUCAUCGGCUGCUCCCGCGAUGUCUGCUGGUACGCUGUCAUCUCGGACAAGACUAGCAACAUCUAGCAGUUUUCCAGCUGAGAAAAGUCGCUUACCUCGUGCUCCUUCUUCGCCAGCAAGGGGACUUCCUUCACCCAGUGCCGGUCGUCUCCAUCGAACAAAGACGCCGAAUGGGAUUGGGGUAGCACAAAGGUCCACCUCCUCCCUUGCACCAACGUCGUCGUCGCCAACAAAACGUAGUAAUAGUUUACCACGUGGAGGGGGUGGUAGUAGUGAAGCGAGGAAGAACGAUCCGUCAGUUUAUCGUACGGAGCCACCACAUCGAGUACCUCCACAACCGCAGAUGGGAGCGGCUAGUCGACUAGUUCCUCCAAUGCGACAAGAAAAUUCAUAUCGUAAACCGGCUCCAACGACGACGACGACGACGACAAUAAAAAGAAACGGUUUUUCAGCCCUAACGAAAGCGUUUGGUAAGUGA